Messenger RNA from Microthlaspi erraticum, 1740 nucleotides. The record is from the annotation of a GenBank genome assembly. Lineage: Eukaryota; Viridiplantae; Streptophyta; Magnoliopsida; Brassicales; Brassicaceae.
AUGAAGAAGCUGACGAUCUCGAUCACCUUCUUCAUCAUCCUAAUUUCGUCUUCUUCUUCUCACGCUGAAGACGACGUCCUCUGCCUCAAAGGCCUAAAAAGCUCACUCACCGAUCCUUCAAAUCGACUCAGCACCUGGUCUUUCUCCAAUUCGUCAUCGUCUUCCUCGAUUUGCAAACUCACCGGAGUCUCCUGCUGGAACGCGAAAGAGAAUCGCAUUCUCUCUCUCCAGCUCCAAUCGAUGCAACUCGCCGGUCAAAUCCCCGAAUCGCUCAAGCUAUGUCGCAGCUUGCAAUCCCUAGAUCUCUCCGAUAACGAUUUCUCAGGCUCGAUUCCUUCCGAAAUCUGCUCUUGGCUUCCGUAUCUCGUCGCUCUAGAUCUCUCCGGUAACAAACUCUCCGGCUCGAUUCCGUCUCAGAUCGUCGAUUGUAAAUUCUUAAACAGCUUAGCUCUCAGCGAUAACAAGCUAACCGGUCCGGUUCCUUCUCAAUUAACCCGGUUAGACCGUCUCCGGAAACUUUCUCUCUCUCACAACGAUCUCUCCGGUUCGAUUCCCUCCGACCUCUCUCAAUUCGGAGAAGACGGGUUCACCGGCAAUGGCGGACUCUGCGGGAAGCCGUUACCGAAUUGCGGCUCUUUCAACGUGACGAUCAUUGUAAUCGCCGGCGUGAUUGGGGCUUUGGGGAGUGUUGGAUUCGGAUUGUUCUGGUGGUUCUUUAUCCGUAGUAGUAACAGGAAUGGUUACGGCGCCGGAAAAUGUAAAGACGAUAGUGAUUGGAUUGGUUUGCUGAGAUCACACAAGCUUGUUCAGGUGACUCUGUUUCAGAAACCGAUCGUGAAGAUUAAAUUGGCCGAUGUGAUCGCAGCUACGAACGGUUUCGAUUCGGAGAACGUCGUCGUUUCGUCGAGAACCGGAGUUUCGUAUAGAGCUGAUUUAGCUGAUGGCUCUGUUCUUGAGGUUAAGAGGCUUAGUGGUGGUGGUGUUGAGGUUAGUGAGUUUAAGUCUGAGAUGAACAAGUUGGAUCAAAUCAGUCAUCCGAAUUUGGUUCCGGUUCUUGGUUAUUGCGUUGUGGAAGAUGAGAGAUUGUUGGUUUAUAAGCAUAUGGUUAAUGGUACAUUGUAUUCUCAGUUGCAUCGUAUCGGUUUGGAUUGGCCGGUUCGGGUUAGGAUCGGAGUUGGUGCGGCUCGAGGACUAGCUUGGCUGCACCAAACGGGGUGUGUGCAUGGGUACAUUAGCUCGAAUGUGGUUCUUCUAGACGACGAUUUCGACGCUCGGGUUAUCGAUUACGGUUUAGGGAAGGUGGUUGGUUCUUGCGAUUCGAGCGAUAGCUUCGGUUUAGGGGAGUUUGGUUACGUUGCGCCGGAGUGUAUGGUUGCGAGUUUGAGUGGAGAUGUGUAUGGGUUUGGGGUUGUGCUUCUUGAGAUUGUUACGGGACAAAAACCGGUUUUGGUUAAGGAUGGUGAGGAUGGGUUUAAUGGUGGUUUGGUGGAUUGGGUGAGUAAGCAUUUGAGUGAUGGUAAGAGCAAAGAUGCGAUUGAUAAAAGGUUGAUUGGUAAAGGUUAUGAUGAUGAGAUCAUGCAAGUUUUGAGAAUCGCUUGUAGUUGUGUUGCGUCGUGGGAUAAAGAGAGACCGUUGAUGGUUGAAGUUUAUGAAUCUUUGAAGAGUUUGGGAGAUGGAUAUGGUUUCUUGUAUGAACAUAGCGAUGAGUUUCCACUGAUCUUUAACAAACUUACUGAGUAA